Molecule: messenger RNA, 1833 nt
Organism: Paramecium octaurelia
Lineage: Eukaryota; Ciliophora; Oligohymenophorea; Peniculida; Parameciidae
Source: the annotation of a GenBank genome assembly
UAGAAUUGAUUUUUAAAUUAUGUAAGUCUAAGAGUCAGAGGUUUAUAAGCGUAUAAAGCUCCUUGGAUCGGGAGCUUAUGGAAAAGCAUAUGUGGCUGAGAGUAUUAGAGACGGUCAGCUAUGUGUAAUUAAAUAAAUAGAUGUGUCUUUCAUGAAGCAGGAUGAGAUUGCAGUAAGAGUAUAUUAAUUAUUAUAGUAAGCAUAUAGAGAGGCUAAAAUAAUGUCCACAUUGAAACAUCCCAAUAUCAUUAAUUUUAGGGAGGUAUACAAAACCAAGAAGGGUAAAUUGUGUAUUGUUAUGGAUUAUGCUGAUGGUGGUGAUUUGGCUUAGAAGAUAAAACAAACACAAGGUUCUUUGUCAGAAUCUCAAGUACUUGAUUGGUUCACUCAAUUGAGUUUGGCUGUCAAGUAUUGUCAUGAUCGAAAGAUCCUUCACAGAGACAUAAAGGCAUCAAAUGUGUUUUUAACAAAAGAAGGAAUGGUGAAGUUGGGAGAUUUCGGCAUUGCUAAGAUUUUAUCAACCACAUCUCCUUGUGCAAAAUCAGUUAUCGGUACACCAUAUUACAUGGCUCCUGAGAUGUUUGAGAAUCAACCCUAUGGAUUUAAAUAAGACAUCUGGUGUUUGGGAGUAGUUCUUUAUGAAAUGUGCAAUAAACGACCGCCAUUUGAAGGUGAUAACAUCGCCUAACUUGCUUUGAAAGUAGUUAGAUGUGAAAUAACUCCCACUUUGGAGUGUUAUUCAAGCAAAUUAAGAAGGUAUGCAAUUGCAUUCACUUCUAGCACAGUUUAAUAGGGAAACUUCUCUCUGGUAAAGAGCAUCGUCGACCAGCUAUCAAUGAGAUUUUACGAGAGUAAUUAAUCAGAGAUAGAAUCAAGUCUUUUCUAAGUGAAACACUCUAAAAGGAAUAAUAGGUGAUUGAUCAAGCAUCAAAAGCCAAACGAUCUGUAUAAUAAUUGCCUCAAUUGAAAAAACGAGUGGCUACUCCCAAAUAAAGAGCCAGUCCUAGUGUUCACAAAUUGCCUGAAAUCAAGAGAACCAUUGAUACUCCUGAUUUCAGUAAAAGAGUACAGUUGAAAUAGAAUCAAUCCAUUAUUCCCACCUAAUCUCCGAGAAGACAGUCUCCCAGAAGAAAGAAUCAAUUAUCAGAAGGUCCUGAAACUCCGAACAUAAUGAUGAAAUCGCCUUCACUGAACAUCAGGAUUCAAAGCGGUAAGGUACUUACAGACAAGCAUUUUUAAUUGAAGAAACAAAUCAAGUCAUUUGAUCGUUAAUAGAGUGGGAGACAAUUAGUGAAUCACUCCAGCAACAUAUUUUUUAGUCCAAAAAGAAAGUAAUAGGAAGAGGAGGAGAAAGUGUUAGACCCCAUUGAGGAGGCUGAUAGUACUCCUUUGACGUUGACUAAAUCGAAUAUUGAAUUUCAGGAUUUCAAUAAUUCGAUUGAGGAAAGACGGAAGAAGAAUAAAAUUAUUUAUAAAGACCCUUUUAAAAAGGAUGAUGAAAUGAGUCAAAUGAUUUCAUAAUUGCAAGAGAUAGUUGAAGAUGAUUUUGACAAUCCGCCAAUCAAUGAGUAGAUUAGAGUAUAAUACAAUUAAUUAUUAUUUUAGAAUCUCAAGGCUAGAUUGAUCUAAAAGUUGGGUAGACAUUUCGAAGAAGUCUUUAGGUAAUGUUUACAGGUUUUUAAAAAGAAUGGUGAUCUUGGCCAAAAUGAAAUGAUUGGCAUUCUAUAGCAAAGAUUCUCUGGUGUCUCAAUUAAGAAGGUCUCUGGUAUUGCAACUCUAAUUCUCACCCUCAUUAUCUAAACGAAAGGAGAAACCAUCAAUACUGAAUUUUGA